AGCAAUCCCUUUUCUCUCCUUUUCCUUUGCUCUCUCUUGGCAAACCUUUGCAGCCUUUAGACUUUGGCUUUGCCAUCUGACUUUACCCAUACCUAGCCAGCUAGCCAGCCAGCCAGCCAGCGAGCAAGGCUCAACAAAAUCAAAAUCUUCUCUCAUCUCUCUCAACUGUGUCUCCUCACCUCAUUUCUUGAUAACCCCAGAAGAGAUUUAAUUUGGAGUGUUAAGUUUCUAUCAUGAAGAGGUUCAGCUUUUAUGAUUCUUCAACAACUUUGCUCUAUCCACACAAAGAAGAGGCAAUGAAGGACAAUUUGGUUUACAAGAAAGGUGAGUUUAUGGGGGGAAUGCUGGAAUAUGAGGAAAGCAUGGAAGAGAUGAAUGUGAAGAAGAAGAGACUAAGUGCAGAACAAGUAAAGGCACUGGAAAAAGUGUUUGAAGCAGACAGGCAACUUGACCCUGAGAGGAAGGUAAAGAUAGCACAAGAGACAGGGCUCCAGCCAAGGCAGGUAGCCAUAUGGUUCCAAAACCGCCGCGCCCGCCAUAAAACUAAGCAGAUGGAGAGGGAUUACACCCUCCUCAAGGCCAACUAUGAAGCUCUUCACCUCAAUUAUACUAAAGUUGAACAAGAGAAACAAGGCUUGAUUGCAGAGCUAAAAGGGCUAAAACAGAAGAUUGGAGAAGAAAAUACUGCAGGGCUCCAUCACUCUGCUAAAGAACCAACUAUCAAUUUAGGUUCCCAAAACCAAGAGCACAGAACAGCCAAUUAUGCAGCAGCCUAUAAUACCUCCCAACAUUCACCAGAUAGUGAUUCAAGUGGAGUCUUGAACAACAAUGAAGAUUGCAGCCUCAAUACUGUGCAGUUGAUGCACAAAAUCUCAACCGUUCAUCAAUGCUCGGAUUUCGCCAACGUGGAGGAUCGAUCUGGGGGCCUUGGCUGCACAGAGGAUUCUUGCAACAUCUUCUCUGUUGAUGAGGCACCUGAUGAGUUUUAUUGGUAAUGCAGUGAGCAGAGAAAUUGAAGUAGAGGUUAUUUAGCAGUUCAUAAUGGCAAUUCAAUAAAUUUAGCAUUUGUAGUAUUAAGCCAUCAAGAAGCUUAUGUUCAAGAGUUAAUUAGUUUGAAUGCUAAACUUUGGUUAA
Messenger RNA from Ipomoea triloba (trilobed morning glory), 1134 nucleotides. RefSeq names its product homeobox-leucine zipper protein HOX20-like. The transcript is spliced from 3 exons. Gene Ontology annotation, biological process: positive regulation of DNA-templated transcription. Bases 234 to 995 code for a protein of 253 amino acids. The record is from RefSeq and is a predicted model, not a curated record. Gene Ontology annotation, cellular component: nucleus. Lineage: Eukaryota; Viridiplantae; Streptophyta; Magnoliopsida; Solanales; Convolvulaceae. Gene Ontology annotation, molecular function: DNA-binding transcription factor activity, RNA polymerase II-specific; sequence-specific DNA binding.